Bradysia coprophila is the source of this 1643-nucleotide messenger RNA. Its product is annotated as putative cytochrome P450 6a13. Gene Ontology annotation, molecular function: heme binding; monooxygenase activity; iron ion binding. The record is from RefSeq and is a predicted model, not a curated record. NCBI's taxonomy places the organism in Eukaryota, Metazoa, Arthropoda, Insecta, Diptera, Sciaridae.
GUAGUUUAUUUUCCACUGAGUGCAAUCAUUCUCUCGUUACUAUUGCUCUAUCAUCGAACGUUAGUUUUAAUCUAAAAAUAUCGGGACAAAAAGAAAAUGUUCCUUGUCUUUGUGCUUGCGUUAUUGAGUCUGAGCUACGUAUGGCUACGCAAUCGAUACUCAUAUUGGGACCGGCGCAAAGUACGCGGACCAAAGCCAGUGUUCCUGUUCGGCAAUUUAUUGAAGCAACUAACGUUUCGCGAGCACAUUGGUCUUGCUUAUCAACGGUGGUACAACACAUACAACAAUGCUUCAUACGUCGGAUUCUAUAAAUUAUUGCAACCGGCCGUUAUGAUACGCGAUCCGGAAUUGCAGCGAGAAAUGCUCGUUAAGGCAUUCACGAAUUUCCAAACGAAUGACGUAACUGUCUCCGAUGGGGAUGAAUUGCUGAAAUCGAAUCCAUUUUUUGUAACAGGAGAAGAAUGGCGUCAUGGAAGAGCACUGUUUUCCACCUUCCUAUCGGCCAACAAAACCAAGGCAGUGUUUCCAGCCAUGCUAACAGUGGGUAACGAAUGGGAACAGUAUGUUCGCACGCUAGGGGAAAAUGCUGAAGUCGACGCUAAGGAUAUUUGCUCGCGAUUCACCACCGAAACAAUGUUGAGAUGUACAUUCAGCAUCGAUGGGAAAUCAUUCGAAAGCCACCGAACCGAAUUUUUAGACAUGGGGAAAUCGGUUUUCAAUCCCGACAUGAUCACGGCUAUGAAAUCAAUGUUUGUGUUCCUAGUUCCCAGUCUUCAAAAGUUCAUAAAAGUUUCCACAGUCCCAAAACUGUUAGCUAAACGCUUCACGGACAUCGUUCGAGAACAAAUGAAAAUUCGUGACUCAGGAGCUGUAUACUGUGAAGAUGUGCUUCAGUUUGUACUCAAUAGUCGCAAGAAAUUUGAAAUGACCGAAACUCAAAUAAUUGGUACCUGUACCGUGUUCUUCAUUGAGGCAUAUGAAACAUCGGCAAACACUUUAUCGCUGGCAUUGUACAAUUUGGCCAAACAUCAUCACAUCCAAGAGGAAUUAGCGCGUCGCAUUCAGGAGUCAUUCGUUGCAAAUGACAACGAAAUUACCUAUGACUUGAUCCACAAACAUGAAUACCUCGAAAAGGUUGCAUUCGAAUGCAUGCGAAUUCAGACAACAUUCUUUGGCGUUCAAAAACUUUGCACCAAACCGUUUCGAAUGCCAUUGCUUCCAGGACAAACUGAGCCAGUAACCAUACCAGUUGGAACGCCAGUUGUUAUACCGUUCAACGCAGUGCAACAGGAUCCAGUACACUAUCCCGAUCCCGAUUUAUUCGAUCCGGAGCGUUUCUCAGCUGAGCAAAGGGCUCAACGUCUCAAAUCCGCUUACAUGCCCUUCAGUGACGGUCCACGGAUGUGCAUCGGUAUGCACCUGGCAAUGUUUAACUUCAAAAUGGGAUUGUUUCAAAUCAUUCGUCGUUUCGAUGUUAAACUGCAUCCGAAUAAUGAACCGUUCGAAAUGCAUCCGAUGUCGUUCUUCAACAUUCCGAUGAAUGGAAUCAAAUUAACUUUAACUCCGCGGAAGACGGUCUGAUUUGAGAUUGAUUCCAGUUAUAAGGGCAACAUAAAAUAAAUGAAAAUAAAUUUUACCUACUA